Odontomachus brunneus is the source of this 2044-nucleotide messenger RNA. RefSeq lists its product as uncharacterized. The record is from RefSeq and is a predicted model, not a curated record. The transcript has 12 exons. Gene Ontology annotation, cellular component: sperm flagellum; ciliary basal body; axonemal microtubule. Gene Ontology annotation, biological process: microtubule anchoring. NCBI's taxonomy places the organism in Eukaryota, Metazoa, Arthropoda, Insecta, Hymenoptera, Formicidae. Gene Ontology annotation, molecular function: microtubule binding. Bases 313 to 1803 code for a protein of 496 amino acids.
UUUGGGACAUCUUUUAAAUCUUGUACUACGAGUAAACCUGAAUAUCACAUGUUAAUUUGAUCACCGAGUACAUACCGAUAACAUUAAUGCGUCUUUCAAUAAAAUGAAUUUGUCAGUUUUUCGCAGAUUAAAAUCUUCAUCGACAUCUCGAGGCGAUAGCGAAUAACGUCACAUGGUACACAGCUUCACAUAUUUUUUUACUAAUCGCUAAAACAGUCAAACAUUAUGACGGCCUGACUAAAUUGUUUCGCGGUACCUUUGUGAUUUACAAAUUUUGGAUAUCGAUAUUAAUUACUGUUCCUUCCAAAAAUUAUGGAGAUCUGUCCACCUGACCCAAUUUUGCUGGAAAAGCCACCGUUGUCGAUUAUCGAGGUCAAAAAUAAAAUUCGGCUCGGUCACGAUGAGUGUUGCAACUGUUGCUGUUGUUGUACGCCGCAGCCCACGUGUUACAAAUAUGUCCAACCAGAGAUGCCGAAAUCCUUCGCGCCCAUUCGCUAUUACUGGAAAUCGGACGUACCGAUGGACAAGGACACGACGUAUCGUCUCUCCUAUUGGGAAGGACCCAGCACUAUAGUUGAUCCUAUCCGUCCCGAAGACAAUCUGACAUGCGGCGACGCGGCAAUGUGCGACGAGACGACUCACAAAAUGAGCUAUCUUGGCAAUUGGUGUGUGAAAAUGGAGCCGCCGAUGAUACCUUGCGAGAAAGAUUGGCUUGGUAGAGGCCCGAUGCAGGAUGUUACGACGCACAAGCACGAUUACCCUUGGAAGUGCGUGGACCGAGCGAAACCCUUAAAGGCGCAAAACAAUUUAUAUCCGCCAUGUGCUGCUUUAUGCGAUGACACGACGUAUCGCUUGAGCUACUUCAAUUCCUCCUGCAUGCUUCCGACGAUGUCCUUUGCACCUAUCAGAAAGUACGUCAAGUCGGAUGUGCCAAUGGAAGGUUGUACGACUUACAGACUCAGCUAUUGGCCAAACGAGACUCCCGUUAAGGAAGAACAGCCAUGGAAUCAGAAGGCCGAGUACUGUCGACCGGUGACACCGUUGGAGGGCUGCACGACUUACAAACUGAGCUACUGGCCGCACUGCGAGAAGCGUCGCGAGCCCAUCCGUACGCAGGACAACGAGAACGUGCUGAAUGCCAGCUGCUGCUUCGACGAUAAUACCACGUACCGACUCAGCUAUUUCGGGUGUGGCGAUGACAAGCCGCCGGAUCCCAUUCGCCAGACGAGUAAUAUGGUCUUCUCGCCGUGUCCGUUCUCUCAUGACACCGUGAAUCGACUAAGUUUCUUAGGAAACUGGUGCGUUAAGCCGGAGUCGCCCAUCAUCCCCUGCAGUAGAGAAAUGCUGGGUAGUGGUCCGAUGCAGGAUGUGACUACGCAAAAGCAUGAUUACACCUGGAAGCGUACGGUGCCGUCGAUGCAGUUCCGACCUGAGAACAACCUCGUCUUCUCGUCCUUGCCGUUGGAAAGUUGCACGACUCAUCGAUUGUCUUACAUACCCAACGACUACAAGUCUCUGACGUCUCAUAAAUCGUAUGCGCCCAUACGUAAGUACCAGCAGUCGGACAUCCCGAUGGAAUCUGAGACCACGAUGCAAUUGAGUUACCAGCCUGUGGAGGCUGAUCGAGUCGAGAAACCAUGGGCUGUAUCUUCCUAUUACCCACCUGUGGAUUCCAUGGAAAAUAACACCACGUACAAUUUGAGCUAUAUCCCACCAGGAACACUCGUCCCCUUUUGUCCCGUCGCGUGUCCUCCUGCGAACACUUGUGAAAUGUCCUCAUCACAAGCUUGUCCCGUGUCGUAAGUAGAAAUAAGAAGGUACAAGUGGAUAAGUGAGAUAAGAAGAAGAAGAAGAUAAUACAGAAGAGACACACACACAUCUAUAUAUUAUUAUUUAUUUUCAUGACGUACGUGUUUUGCGAGUCCCAUCGUCCGAGUGCGCACACGUGGAAGUGUCUGUGAUGUCCGUAAUGUAUCUUGUCCUGAUAAUAAAAUACCCUUUCGCGGCCGCGACUUUUCAAUGAUGCAUUAAUAUCUCACGUAAG